CAAAGACGCAUCCCUGUCACACAGCAGGUCAGAGCAGCACAGCGCGACAAGACCGUCAGCAAGCGCCGGGCCAGAACAGGAUCAUUGAGCUGUUCGCGACCAGCCUGCUGCUCACCUUGCGAGCGUGCCUUACCAUUCGACCAACACGCUGCCAAACGUUGCGGACUACGCAUGACUGCCACCCACAACAUGAUACCUAGACCGUAGUCCGGCACGUAGCAAUAGUUCCGUGGCUUCGAGAGGCAGCAAACGCUCGUUGACACUCAUUUCGAGCUAUACCCGUCAUUUCACCGCCCACAAUUCUCUUUACGGGAGCAGCUGGCCUGCAAACAAACCCGCGCAAGUAGUGGCUGAACCGCCAACUCGACUCAGCACUUGCGUCGGUCUGCGCGAGUCAAUAUGGCAUCUCAUCAUCAGCAAAAGGCAAUCUCGCGCGAGCGCUCUGCGAUAGACAAUGCAGGCGCGCUCGCUACAUCUCCAAGCGUCUCUUUGACGCUGGCCGCGUCGCAGCUCUCACUUGCAUCCGGCACCGCGCCGGUCCCAUUGAGCACGACGGGCAGGCAACACUCGGCAACGGCUUCCCAUUCCAUCUCACCUACCACGAGCUUCAAGCAACGCAGACGGCCGUCAGCUUCGAGCAUCUCUGCGUCUUACAAAUCAUCUCCUUCGACCGGUUCAGGCUUCACACUACGCGCGACAGACCCCGAAUUCGAAUCUGGCAGCAUGUCGAGACGCAGAAGCUCCAGCAGGAUACCCUACUCCAAUAGUGUGUUCCGAGAGGCAGGCGGCAGUCAGCGCCUGGCAAGCUACACGGCUCCUAAGAAUCGCGACCUCGGUCAGCCAGUACCUGCGCGUUCACGCGCUGCGCCAUCUAGCACUCAAACGCGUGUUCUUAGCGCCAGUAUGCCCGUCGUCUCUCGCUUGCCGCGUCGUCCGUCUGCUACAGGCCAAUCGACGGCCACAGAGGUACUCAGCACAAGCGCGCAAGGUCCGCAGAGAAUGCCGAGUCGAUCCUCUGCGUUCGCCGACAGCGACGACGAGGAGCAAGACGAAGAGAACGAGGAAGAGGCCCGCGCGCCGAGGAGAUGCGCUCGUGGCGAGACACGACAAGUUGCAGCGCCACGAGAAAGCAGCGGAAGCCGUAGCAGCGGCGGACGGAAGACGCUACAAUGCGAGAAAUGCGCCAAAGUAUACAGACACCCACAGUGUCUCAUCAAACACCGAUGGCAGCACACGAUGUAUUGGAAAGAAGCAUCAAAGCUCAUGCUGUCGAAGCAUCAGCAAGUCGAGUUGCUCGAAGCUGCGGCCAUUCUUGUCAAUCCGCAAUCGCUUCCUGCGGAGAAGGACUAUUGGCCAGCUGCAGUCUCGCCUCCUAUGUCAGGUUUGCUCGGCUCGGAACAGCUUAAUUCGGAGAUCCUUCGACAGAACUCGCUCAGGAUGUCUGCCGCCAUUGCUGGCUCCUUGCACGAGAAUCGUGCGCAGUGGGGCAGCUUCUCGCAAGGCGGCAUGGUCAUCAAAGGGAGUGCAAGCAUCUCACAGGACCUCAGCGACUUCGAAGACGAGGAAGAGGAGGAGGAUACAGAUGAGCUCGGCGAUCGCGAUGGCUCAGAUCCGUCACUGACAGCGUCUCAUCGCGAAGGCAGUGGCGGCGAUGAAGGCAUGUUCGACCUCGACGAGCAAGAUGAAGAAGACGGCACAAAGCUCAUUUCAUGGAGUAAGGGUGCGCCAAUAGAAGCAGCAGCAUCUGUGCCUAUUCUUGGCUAUCAGCGCAGACGCUCCGGCUCGGGAACCACAAGCGAGGAGUCUCGGGGCAAAGAGAGUGGCUACGCAAGCACAGCAGCUACUUCGCAGCACGAUCACAUCCGUCAACACUCGGCAAAUGCUGGCAAACCCAUCGCAAUUCAACCAAGCGGUUGGCAUAAUUCAUCUACAGCCUAUGCGCGUCACUCGCAUCUCUACCCGUCUCCGUCCGUGUGGGAGGUGGGUACUGCUCAGCCGCAAAACUUGCAAUCUGCGAUGGCGUCCUCGGCGCCACCUAUGGGCUUCUUCGAGGUCGGCAAACCGACCUUCACUGCCGAAUUUGCGGACAGCGACGUUCGAGAUCAGGCUCGUACGCGCACCGAGACGGUAGCCGAGGUGGACGAGUAUGGGCGACCGAUUCAGCACGUAGCGUCCCAAUCCGAUGGAUCCACCAUCUCACUCUCGCCGGAAACGCAGCAGUCAGAAGUUACGGCUAAUUUUGACAUUGAGAUGGAUCUCGAAUCAUAAUCAGUGCUGCGAGUCACACGCAGGCUGAACGAAGGAGCGGAGUGCAUCAAUAAAUCUGUUGUUUUUGCAAGUCAUCCACCAUUUGUCAAUAACAAGAUGCUCUUAUGCAGUUGCAGUGCCGUUGAUCGUAGCCGGAAUUGAGAUGGGCUUGCCAACCGCCGUACAUGCUUGUGACGCCGAAGCUGCGCCCGUCUUGUAAUCAUCGGCACUGCAACUGGCCAUUGCGCACUGUGUAAAGGCUGAUAUGAAUGGCAAAGACUCGCAGUAACAUUGCACGAGC
Molecule: messenger RNA, 2548 nt
Organism: Mixia osmundae IAM 14324
Lineage: Eukaryota; Fungi; Basidiomycota; Mixiomycetes; Mixiales; Mixiaceae
Exons: 3
Coding region: 400-2268 (622 amino acids)
Source: RefSeq, a predicted model, not a curated record